AUGGCCGGAGUGCCCGAUGCAGAACCUUUGCGCCGUACCUUCACAGUCGUUGGGAUGAGUGGGAAGACCCUAAUAGAAGCAGUGGAAGUGUCGUCCCUCGAUGAGUUGAGGGAGCUCACGGCCACCAAAAUGAGCACGAGUGCAUGCAGGCUCCUAACUGCUGAUGGUCACCCUCUUGCAAAAAUCGACACGGCACCGGAAGGCAGCACCCUGACGGCUGUUGCCAUCUCCACCAGCGGCCUGCUGGAGAUCGUGGGCCUGGUGGGUGACCCGGUCGCCGCAGUGCCGGUUCCGGCGCUGGAAACGAUGGCACUGAAGGUGGCAUCUGUACUGGCGGGCAUUGCAUGCUGGUUUGGUGGACCCGGGCAUUUGUGUGGCCAUCCAUCAAUUCCCUGGCCCUUUGAAGAAACAGUGGCAGCGCCUCCUCAGUUCUCAUCCAAGCAUGGAAAGCCGGGUAUGCAGGUCACUACCAAGACUCCGGUGGUCCACGCCGGGGUGGAGGUGGUUUUCACCGUGCAGGAAGGCUCCUUGGUGCCCAAUGUACUGGAGGACUUCAUCCCGGAAGGGAACCUUGCGGUGCGAGACAUCAUCAAACUCCGGGACAAGCACAACGAAGCAUGCCAGGAAAGGCGUCGCGAGCUGCUGGCCACAAAGCCCGGCACGGAUGUCGUGGAGGCAGAGAUGUCCCUCAAAGAAUAUGGCCUGACUCGCGUGCAUUUUGUGCUGGGGUACAGCCUCGUUAACGAUGAGGACCGGUGGUUCUGA
Molecule: messenger RNA, 765 nt
Organism: Symbiodinium sp. CCMP2456
Lineage: Eukaryota; Dinophyceae; Suessiales; Symbiodiniaceae
Source: the annotation of a GenBank genome assembly